AUGCUGCGACUCGUGCUGGUCACACGCAGAUCUGCCGCUGCUGCUGCGCCGUCGGCGCUGCGCCGCUGCUGUACGGUGACGCCGUCUCCGGCGUCACACCCGGCGUCAGCCCCAGAGACCCCCACGGCGAGCGCACCGCAGCCGCAGCGGCAGGAAACUGUUUUGCAGCCCCCCUCGCUGCCGCUGUUUCAGCUGCUGGCGUCGGUGGUGGGGGAACUGCAGAAGAAUCACUCACUCGCGGCCGUGCGAGCCAACGAGGCGGCAGCGCAACCUGCGGUUCUCGCAGCAGCGGCGGCGGCCAAGGAUGGGGGCGGGGCGGCUGGUGAGUCGCCGUCGCCGCUCAAGCUGCCCCCUGCACACUUCAUUCGUGCCCUGAGCACGUACCUUCGCCGUGAAGAGGAAAUGACGUUACUUAGCCGCUCCAAAGUGGUUGCUGUGCGGCGGCAGUACCUGAGGAUGCGUGCGAGGCAACCCCGUCUCUCUCCUCUCCAGCGAGACGUCCUGCUGCACGAGGCGGCACGUAUCGUGGAGCAGAGGGAGGUUCCACUCACCGUGGCUGCGCGUCUGCUGCGACCGCGAUGGCCAAAUUAUUUUAUGGACGUUGCGGGUGGGCGCCACCACGCGUUUCUGGCGCAAAGUCUGCGUGCGUGGGCAGUGGCGUUGAUGCAGGAGGGCGCGUUAACGCCGGUGGAGGCCCGGACUUUUGUCAUGCGCUGCCCCCGUCUGUUUGUGGGCCAGAUCGCGCUCAUGGGCUCUGUCGUGGAGUGUGCCCUGCUCGACCUCAAGACCAUCGACGACCCAGAGCCGCUGAUACAACUCAUGUGGUCCGUGAACUCAGCCAAGACGCACGCCCCGCACAAUUUCUGGCGCCGCACCGUCGACAAGCUGGCGAUGCUAAAUCGCUCGCUGCGGGACCAAGUCGGCAGCGCCAUUCGCGUGGGAAAAGGCAAUGGCGCGAGGGUGGAGGGGGCGAAAUCCACCGCGGCCCCGCUCGUGGUGGCGGGUCACGUCUUUUCUGGGCUGACCACCCGACAACUGUUUCGCGUGCUUCGCGUGCUGCGGCGGGAGCGGUGGUGCGGCGAUGUUCCCGCCAUCGUUGACUUUGCGGACAAAGCGCUUAAAAACAUCGUCUUUGAGGUGGAGGCAACCCGCGUCAUCGAGGAGAAGCCGCGCGAGGCCCCACUUUCACGCUGGGAGGUGGCGCAGCGCGUGAAGCAGGCGGCGGACUUGGCGCCGGCGGAGCUGCUCUCCCUGCUAAACAUCGCGGGUGAGCUGGGGGUGGACUUCCACGUCUCGCUGGCGCGGCUGUCGGAGGAUCUGCUCUCCCCCAUGGUGCGGUACCUGGACAGGGAGCAGCUGCUGCUCCUCACCACCUGCGUGCGGCAGACCCGCUGCGACUCGGCACAGCUCGUGCAGACCAUUGUGGACUCGAUUGUGCGGCGCGGGGUCACGUACCCCAGCUCGCUCGCCCUGAGCAAGGCCGCCUUGCGCACAAUCCUGCAGAAGCCCGAGCUGCUCGCACGCCUGACACUUGCCCCGUUUGUGGAUCACAUCUUUCAGCUCUGUGACGCAUUCAAGUGGCACCUGCGUGCGUCGCAGAUCCUGUCGUGGGUGGAGAUGCUGUACGCCCUCUCGCGCCUGUACGCGCCUUCGUCCUCCGUGGGCGUGCGGGUGCGGACGACGGUGGAGUCGUUUGCGGAUCCGCUAAUCGCCAUGCUGGCGCUGGGGGUGGUGCCCACCUCCAUCGUCUCCCGCGUGCUGGAGCACACGGUCAUACUCGGCAUGCGGAAGCAGCCGCAGUACCCUCGCACCGCCAGGCUCUGGGAGGACCGUAACGCAUUUGUGAACGGGCGUAACGCGGAGGCGGGGCUGCGAGGCGAGGACGGCGAGGACGGCGAGGAGGAUGCGACACCGGGCGGCAGCGACCGCGAGCCGUUCCCCAGGGGCGAGGUCACGAAGUCUGUGCGGCAGGUGUACGACGACCUCAUCUCCGUCUACGAGCGACAGACCACUAUGCGCAUGCCUCUCUCGCAAAGGGAGGAGGAGCGGAUCCGCGACACCUUUCAGCGGCUCGGCCUCUACAGUAUCUUUAUGGGGGCCAACGUCAUGCAGAGGCUGCACCUGCGAGGCGCCGCAGCAGCGAGCGGUGCGGCGACGGCGCCUCACGGUGCACCACCUGCGCAGCCCUUCUCCGCGUGGCUGGAGCGAGAGGUUGCCGCCAUCAUCGACGCACGCAUUCGGAGUGCGAAGCUAACGUCGGAGUCCACCGACGCCGAUGUGCUUCGCGUCUUGGGACACCGCCACUGCGACGCCGAGAUGGUGCGUCGCUUUCAGGAACUCGUGCUGAACGCUCCGCUCCAGUUGGCGCGUCAACAGCGUAGUCUGUGGGAGUACACCGCCGAGCUGGCGCGAAGGUUCGGCGGGGCGCAAGAGCAGUCCCUGUCGCAGGAAAUGCUCAGCAAGGGCCUCUAG
Molecule: messenger RNA, 2472 nt
Organism: Trypanosoma conorhini
Lineage: Eukaryota; Euglenozoa; Kinetoplastea; Trypanosomatida; Trypanosomatidae
Product: putative mitochondrial RNA binding protein
Exons: 1
Coding region: 1-2472 (823 amino acids)
Source: RefSeq, a predicted model, not a curated record